AUAUUUGUUCAAAGUAGGGGGACUGCGUGGGUUCUCGUUAUGUAGAAAACCGAAACAAACAUGCUCUGACGCUCGGUGGAGUCACUGCAAAUGUUAUUGCAUAUACUGUAGCCCUCACACUUCAAGAAAUCUAUUAUAAGUAAAAGUAUAAGCAUUGUUUACCCUUUGGGUUGUUGUAUCGUGGAGGAGACUAUUUGAAUUAAUUCGAGAAGGACAAGUGCUCUGAAUGCUCGUGAGGUAAUAAGACCUAGGUUAUACCGACUUUUGAUGUGACGCGAAUAUUGUGCUAGCAUGAUCAAUUCCACAUGAAUAACCUGAAUGACCCUGACUGGAAUAUCAGGCCAGAGAGGCAAGGAGAUGGAGGUGACAGCAGCAAGUGGAACUAUGCCCUCCUGGUGCCUCUGCUGGGGCUCGCUGCUUUUCGAUGGAUCUGGUCCAAGGAGUCUGAGAAAGAAAUCGAAGAUGCCAAGGUCAAGUAUGAAAACACUGUGAAGACAAUCCAGAAGGACCUGGACGUCAAAUACCGACAGACGCUUUCAGAAAACCGCAGGGAAACCGUUCAGCUGGAGCUUGAUCUGGAGAAGGAAAAGCAGCGAGCACAAGGCUACCGACAAGCGCUGGCAUCCCAGAGUCAGAAGCUCCAGGAGGAGCGUCGAGAACUCAGCCUGCAGCGGCAAGCUUUAGAAAACGAGAAAUUAAGAUUACUUCAAGAAGGACCUGGUGCUGCGCUCUUCCACUCGGCUCUGGAGAAGGAAAAAGAGCGCGAGCAGAGGACCACUUUGGCUCUGAAGCAAGUAGAAUACGGCCUGGUGGAAAGACAGAGGGCCUUCUGCAGUAUUUUGGUGCCCCGCGCGAGGAGGGUGGAGAUGGAGAAGGAUCUUCUGGUUCGUACGGCCAAAGAGCCUCUUCUUGCUCAUCUGGAGAUGGAGGAUGGACUCAGGGAUGUUUUUAAGAAUGACCGCAGUUGCGCCGAGUAUCUGAACACAAAUGAACGCAAGAAUGGCAGUCUGAUGUGGCUUUAUCUUAGAUACUGGCAGACGCAGGUCACUCUUCAAACGCACCAGAGAGCCGAGGCUGCUGUACUCGGCAUACAGACUAAAAAGUGACUUUAGUACAGAAAAUUAUGUAUCUGAAUUGAUCCUAUCUCAAAUAAAGGUUUGGUUUUGUGCUAUAC
Molecule: messenger RNA, 1174 nt
Organism: Danio rerio (zebrafish)
Lineage: Eukaryota; Metazoa; Chordata; Actinopteri; Cypriniformes; Danionidae
Source: RefSeq, a predicted model, not a curated record